Serpula lacrymans var. lacrymans S7.9 is the source of this 1367-nucleotide messenger RNA. RefSeq lists its product as uncharacterized. The transcript has 6 exons. NCBI's taxonomy places the organism in Eukaryota, Fungi, Basidiomycota, Agaricomycetes, Boletales, Serpulaceae. Gene Ontology annotation, cellular component: nucleus. The annotation marks the transcript as partial. Gene Ontology annotation, biological process: regulation of DNA-templated transcription. The record is from RefSeq and is a predicted model, not a curated record.
GGCACAAUUCAAUACUACUGCACAAAAGUCAACGGCAUAUGUCUCUUAGACCUCGCAAACGGAGGCGUUCUCAGGCAUUUGAAAAUGGCGUACAAGAGCGCACCGAAAACAACAACACAGCAGUCGAAAACACCACCGAAUCACCCACCGAAACUCAAGGAAAGAUUGAAGGAUUAACUGGAGAUCCUAAGCAAGAUCUUGAUAUCUGGGACGCAUUUAAAGAGGAACACUAUGAAAUCAUAGAACAAUUACCGCUUUCCCUCCAUCGACAGUAUGUUCUGUUGAAGGAACUCGAUGGACAAGCACAGGCCUACAAUGUGGAGUUGUUGGCCUCUGUACUUGACUAUAUUGCCCUUCGCAGAACAUAUGCAGCUCGUUCCAAGCCCACUCAUACUACAGGACCCAUCCAACAUUCCCCGGCUAGUCAUUCUGCACAAGCCAAACCUUUCGAUCCUUCAUCUGACCCUUCAGUGUCCCGCUCACCUGAAAAGACGCCAUCUACGUCUGAGUUACCUCGCAUUGACACCGAGAUGACAACUCUCUUCAGUCCUCGACAACCUGAUAAUGAUAUCCGGUUCCGAGCUACGCCUUCGUCCAUACCUCUCACGUCUACGUCCGCAUCCACUGCUGCUGGUCCAAAAGACACGCGAAGCCUUUUGGUUCGUAUCGCUCAACUAUCAGAAGAGACCUUGAAAGCCUCUGAAGAGAAGGUCAAUCUUGCCCAAGCCGCUUAUGAAUCUGUAGAUAGGCACAUUCGACUGUUUGAUCAAGCCAUUAAGGAGCAAGAGGCUUCCAUUUCGCUUGGUGUCCGCGCGGGAACUCAUCUUGCCCCAAUAUUACUUCCCGACCUCGUAGUGCCCAGAUGGGCUCGACCUUCUCGCAUAGAACAUAGUCCUGUGCCUUCACUCUCCCCUGAGGAUGAACUGGUGCCACAACCAACCGAAACGGUAGUCAACGAGCCACCCUCUGAUCAUGGACCAUCGCUAGGAAUUAUAUCCUCAGAUGCACCAUCAGAGCUGCCCCCCACGCGAAAAACACCAAGAAAGAAAGGCAAAAAGACUCUGGACAAGAAAGUUGACGAUAGUGUUCCCUUGGCACCUCGGGCCCGUACGAUCCGAUCCUUGAAGCUGAGAGUGCCGGCGCAAGCGCCCGAACUUGUUGUUCGUCUACCACCUACAGUGCCAGAUGAUCCUCAGGAGCAGAGAUAUUGUUAUUGCAAUCAAGUUUCAUACGACACGAUGGUUGCAUGCGAUAAUCCUGGCUGCAAAAUUGAAUGGUUCCAUCUAUCUUGUCUUGGAUUAAAACACGCUCCAAAGGGAAAGUGGUUUUGUCGUGAUUGUAAACCAAGAAAUAUUCAGAAAGGAAAA